UGUCAUAAGGAUGCAAACUGCACCAACACCAAUGGAUCACAUGUAUGCGAUUGUCAGCCUGGAUAUACUGGAAAUGGACAAAAUUGCACAGGUGAAUUCAGAAUAACAAGGAAAUGCGGUCAUAGAUGACUUAUUUUAGUUCGUUCUUUCUUUUGUUGUUUAUAUAACGUGUUUUGUGCUCCAGUAGCAAAACAAGAGCAGUUUAUGGCGUAUGCUUUAGAUGAUCUUUGCUGUACCAACGUGAAAAAAAAAUUGCAAAGUAGCGCUUUGACUUACAGGUCCAACCCGAGAAUCGCAUGAAACCAAAAAGUUGCAAACAAGUAUUCCACUUUUUUCAUAUACACGUACAUGUAUGACUUUUGAAUAAAAACCAAAUCUCAUUUUCAUUAUUUUCUCUUUCUUCUCAAUGUUUUUUUUUUGACAGAUAUUGACGAAUGCCACACAUACCCCGACAAAUGUCACGUAAAUGCUCUUUGUAAGAACACGCACGGAUCACACGUUUGCACAUGCAAACCUGGAUAUACUGGGGAUGGACGCAACUGUACAGGUCCAGUCAAUAAUCUCAGAAGCCUGCAUAUUCGUUUUGACUAUUAUAAUGAAUUUUUGUUUGUUGUAGUUGUUUUUUUUAAAGCACGCAAGAAGUGGCUAGAGCACGAACGGAAUGUAGGGAGAAACACUAGAGGUAGUCGAGAAGCAUUUGCGUCUCUGCUCACGUUAUGAUAGCAUAAAUUAAGGCGCUUAGCAUCUUUUGAAACCUUAAUUUGGUUCUUCUGUUACUACUUCGCUCAUUCCGAAAUUUCACUUUUAAUUAGUAAAAAAAAAAAAAAAAAAGAUAGAGGGAAGUUCGAGAAAUGGUCAGAAAAAGUAUAAUUUGGAAAAUUGCGUGACAGUCUUAGCUCAGCCUUAUGUUUUCAGUACUCUGAUAGAGCGCGCUUUUUCGACCGAUAACAGCACGUGUUAUAUCCGAACUUUAUCAUAAGUAGUAUUGGAUUAUUUGUAUUACCCCGCCUUAAAUCAUGUUAAAAAUUCCUUCAUCGUUGAUGCUUUUUGUGUCUUUCUGCCUUUGGAUGGGCGUUUCAACAAUAAUAGACGACGGCGUGAAACAUUCUUUUGAGUAACACUCUUUGUAGCUUGAUUUUGACGUAAUGUGUAUGUUCUCUUUCAGACAUCGACGAAUGCAGUGAAGCUCAUACCGUGAAAAUGAACAAAUGCCAUCCGAAUGCCUCUUGCACUAAUACUCAGGGCUCAUACAAAUGUUCCUGUAAUCCUAAAUAUAUCGGGAAUGGUUUAAAGUGUGAAGGUACUUUCGGUAUCUACCGUGCAAUUAAAUUAGUUAAGGUGGCUAUAGGUUGGACUCGAUCUAAAUCUUUCCUACUCAGGUGGCCAUUAACGACCAUAUUGCUGCUUAGUUGUUUGUAAACUACGUUAGCUGCGCCUUAAGUUUGCUGAAGACUGUCUUUUAAUGCGUUAUUAAAGAAAGAGGAAACACAAAUUCAGAUACUGCUUUUCGUAGUUAGUGAAUUUCAUUUCUCAUAUUUAUUUCUUAGCCUCAUGGUCUGAAAAUGUCCAACACAAGUAUUACUUCACCUCUUUUUUAAUGUUGUUAUCAUUUCUUAUAAGUCCUGUUGUAAUAAUUAUUUCAUUUUAUAGCCGAUCCUUGCUAUCAUUAUAAAAACCUGAGUGAUGCCAAUAGAAAGAUAAGUUACGUAACGCUUUACGGUUCAGAGGUGUGUGACAACCAACUCUCUGCGGGAUGGUAUCGUCUUGUGGGAGCUGCGGGAACAAAAAUGCCAACAACGCGUGUGCCAGCAUACAGAUGUAAUACAGAAUGGUCAGGCUGGUUGAUGACUGCUCAUCCUACAGUGGAAGAUGGUAUAGUUAAAAGGGAGGUCUGCUUUAGUGGUCGCCAUGCUGGUUGCAAAUACUCAAACAAUAUUUCUGUUAAAAACUGUGGAUCCUACUUCAUCUACAAACUUCAACAGCCACCUACUUGUAACUCGCGCUACUGUGGUACAGACUGA
Molecule: messenger RNA, 2021 nt
Organism: Pocillopora meandrina
Lineage: Eukaryota; Metazoa; Cnidaria; Anthozoa; Scleractinia; Pocilloporidae
Source: the annotation of a GenBank genome assembly